This is a messenger RNA of Radiomyces spectabilis, 1573 nucleotides long. RefSeq lists its product as uncharacterized. Bases 177 to 1262 code for a protein of 361 amino acids. Lineage: Eukaryota; Fungi; Mucoromycota; Mucoromycetes; Mucorales; Radiomycetaceae. The record is from RefSeq and is a predicted model, not a curated record. The transcript has 5 exons.
AUUUUUGAUUCUUUUUCUGUUACGUGCACUUUUUCUUUCGUUCGGAUUGACACAAACAGUUAUUGCUGAGCUUUGUCUGUUUCUUUUCUUUCAAAUUCAUCUUUUAAUAGUGUCCAAUUAUUUUUUUGUGUGUAAAAAAAACCGGACUCUUCAAGUUCACUUGCUCAUUGAAAAAAAUGUCGGUCGAUUAUAGAACAAAAACGGCUCGUUUGUCCGAUGCGGAAGAAGGCGAAAUUGACGAUGACGACAAUGUGUUGCAAGAUUUUGCCAAAGGCAACCAAGAUGAAGUUCCUGGAGAACGGCGUUCUUCUGUUCAUACCAAUGGCCAUUCCAAGGGAGCCGAAAAACGAACGGUUGCUGAUUCCCCUCGUCGAACGGCACGAGAUGAGCACGAUGCAGUAUCGCCACCACCGGCCAAACGCAGUCGUGUAACCGACAACGAUGAUCCUUUUGCGGAAUAUGAGCGGCUCGCUAGACGUCAUCAUCGCAGCCGUUCCCGAAGUCGAGACGGGUCCCAAUCGCGCGACAGUGACCGAAGACGCCACCGGUAUGAUUAUACUUCCCGUGCUCGUUCCCGUGAUGAGCGCGAUCGUCGAAGUGAGUCACCGUAUAAAGCUGAAGAUAGAUACUCACGACGAAGAUCGUCUCGCGAAGACGACUACGAACGUGAACGCAGCCGUCGAAGCCGAUACCACAGUUCACGCAGUCGAGAACGGGAGAGACCCAGCUCCAGAAGAGAGUACGAUCGUCCGAGCUCGAGAUCAAGACAUCGUGACGAAUCGAUUUCCCGACCAUCCGAAUCAACGGAUACACGACGAAAUAUUCCUGCAAAGGAAGAGAAACCUUUAAUACCAGUUUUGGAAGCACCCAAAGAACCAACACCGGCGAUUGCAAAGGAACCGCCAGUGGAAGAGACAGUUCCUGUUGAUGUCGAAAUCAAAGACGAAGAAGAGAUCAAGAAGGACGAAGACCGAUUAAUCGAAGAACGCCGAAAGCGACGACAGGCAAUUUUGGAACGGUACAAGAAAAACAAACCGGCCGAAACUCCUUCAGCAAGUACACCCAUCACAGAGAUGCCGCGUAUUCACGAUGGCAACCUAGAGAAAGGCUCUGGCACGCCCAUCGCGAUAUCGCUUAACAAAAAUGAUGCAGGCCGUAAUGACACAACGGUAGGAAACACUGCCGUAUCGAUGGAACCACAUAUUAUGAUCCUUCGAAAGAUCGCAUUGCAGAUGAUGAUCGACGUUUACGCCACAGCUUAGAGGACACUGUUGCUAAAGAUGAAUUACUCAAGAGCAAAGAUCAUCAAGAACGUGUGGCGGACGGAGUCGAUAGCCACAGAGAUAUGCUUGCGUCAGAUUAUUCGGAAAAGCUCGAGAAUGUUCCGACCAAGCCGAAUCAAGGGGUCACCAAAGUGGACACCAGUAAGGAAAUUGAUAUGUUUUCAGCCAGUUUCGAUAUGUUCGCACAAGCUCCUAUUCCAGCCCAGCCUGCCGCCAUUGCAGUGACUACGGCCGCCCCGGCGAAUCCUAACCUGCUUGAUAAUUGGGAUGAUCCCGAAGGUUAUUACAGU